This is a messenger RNA of Benincasa hispida (wax gourd), 1513 nucleotides long. NCBI's taxonomy places the organism in Eukaryota, Viridiplantae, Streptophyta, Magnoliopsida, Cucurbitales, Cucurbitaceae. The record is from RefSeq and is a predicted model, not a curated record.
GAAAUUAAAAAAAAAAAAAAAAACGAAACCUUCAUGAAAUUUUCUAUUUUCUAUGUCCUCUUUGGCUCUUUCUUGCAUUUCCUUCUUCUCCGUACGCAGCACUGAUUAAAUUAUUUUUCUUUUAAAUUGUUUUUUAACAUCACAACUUUCCUUUUUUUCUAAACCCUAUUUCACGUUCAGCCACCCCCUUCCUCCCAUUAUCAGCCCCGCCGCUCGCCGCCCGUCGCACCCCACACGCCGUCUCAGCAGCUGCCGCUGUCUCAGCCUUCCCACGAAAUCGCAGCCGCUCCCUCCCUCUCACACUCUCUCGACUCCGAGCAAUCAGAGUUACUUAUCACCGUUUAUUAUUUGUCACAUACACAUUGGUUCACCGCGCUAGUGAGAUCGCGCCGCCGCUACUUCUUUUUCAGAUCCCAAGAGGUAGGGCUAAGGUUUAUAUUCAGGAAACCCAAAGAUGCAGCAACCACCGCAAAUGAUGCCCAUGAUGCCUUCAUUUCCUCCCACCAAUAUCACCACCGAGCAGAUUCAAAAGUAUCUUGAUGAGAACAAAAAGUUGAUAUUGGCCAUACUGGACAACCAAAAUCUGGGGAAACUAGCUGAAUGUGCUCAGUACCAAGCUCAACUUCAGAAGAAUUUGAUGUAUUUAGCUGCAAUUGCUGAUGCGCAGCCACAGGCACCAGCUAUGCCUCCACAGAUGGCCCCACAUCCUGCCAUGCAGCAAGGGGGUUAUUAUAUGCAGCACCCUCAGGCAGCUAUUAUGGCUCAGCAAUCGGGACUUUUCCCUCCAAAAGUUCCAUUGCAGUUCGGCAACCCCCAUCAAUUACAAGAUCCACAGCAGCAACUACACCAACAACACCAGCAAGCAAUGCAAGGGCAAAUGGGACUAAGACCUAUUGGUGGGGCUAACAAUGGCAUGCAUCACCCACAUCAUACUGAGAGUACCCUUGUGGGUGCUACUGCUGGAGGCCCUCCUCGAGGUUCAGGGCAAACUGAUGGUCGUGGAGGUGGCAAACAGGACUCUGCUGAUGUGGGAGGUGCAGGUGCUGAUGGUCAGGGGAGCUCAGCUGGUGGUCGGGGCGGUGGUGGUGAUGGUGAGGAAGCUAAGUAACAUAGCCUUAUGGCUGGUUCCACAUCCAUGUGUGGCUUGUUAAUAGUAGGUGCUUGGUACGGUAGAGCUUCCAUGCUGUGGUGAUAUUAGUAGAUUGAGUAAAGAAACCAAAGUUCUCUCAAUUGUUUUAGUUUAAGCAGAAUAUCUAGGUAAGUUGUGUAUGUGUUGUAAGAGUCUUGGUAUGCAGUUAAAUUCCAUGCUUGACAAUAUUAGGCAGACGGAGUUUGAAGAGAGUUAGUAGUAGACUGGUCUCGAUCGAUCAGUACUUUCACUUUUAUCUCAUUUUGUAAACAACUUGCGAAAGAUCAGUAGGAUUAGUUAUAAUAUAAUUCUACUGAAUGGUUUCUAGCAGUCGGUUCUAUAACUGACCUCAAACUUUUGAAUGCAAAGGAAAAUUACCAACAA